This is a messenger RNA of Diorhabda carinulata, 876 nucleotides long. Its product is annotated as zinc finger MYM-type protein 1-like. The record is from RefSeq and is a predicted model, not a curated record. The transcript has a single exon. Bases 1 to 876 code for a protein of 291 amino acids. NCBI's taxonomy places the organism in Eukaryota, Metazoa, Arthropoda, Insecta, Coleoptera, Chrysomelidae.
AUGAUCCCAUGGAAUUUAAAUGAUGAAACACAAGAUUUCAUAACUAUAUACGGUUUACCACAAACUAAUGUAACUGAUUUUAAAAAUUUACGAAAUGUUUAUAAUGAUAAAACGAGGUUUUGUUCUAAAAGCUUAUUCCAACGUACUUUAAAGAACGGAGAAAUUCAAAAUCGCGAGUGGUUAAUUUAUUCAGAAAGUAAAGGAUCAGUAUUUUGUGCUCUAUGUUUAUUAUUUGGUAAGAGUGGUGAAAUAAACGCUUGUACUGGUGAAGGGUUUAGAGAUUGGAAAAACUCAAAAGCGCGCAUUGAAGCUCAUGAAAAUUCUGAUUUUCACAAAACUAACAUCAGUCAUUUCAAAGCUCGAGCUGCCAUUCAAGGCCACGUUGAUCAACGUUUAAUGAUGCAGCUUGAUGAAGAAAUUUUAUAUUGGAAAAAAGUUUUGCAUCGCGUAAUUGUGAUAAUUAAAUCCCUCGCAAUAAGAGGGCUGCCAUUUAGAGGACAUUCAGAUCGAAUUGGAGAUCCCCAUAAUGGUAAUUUUUUAGGUUCAGUUGAGCUUCUUGCUGAAUUUGAUCCGUUUUUAUCAGAACAUUUAAAAUUAUAUGCGCACCCUGGCCGUGGAAAUAUUUCGUAUUUAUCUAAAACAAUCUACGAAGAAAUUAUAUUAUUAAUUCAAAAUAAAGUAUUGCAACAUAUUUCUGAAGAAGUGCAAUCUGCUAAGUAUUUUGCUGUAAUUGUGGAUUCCACACUUGAUAUUGCUCAUGUUGAUCAAUUUACGAUAAUUAUUAGAUAUGUACGUAACAAUGGUAAAAUUGUCGAAAGAUUUCUAGAAUUCAUUCCAAAUACUGGCCAUAAGGCUAAAGAUAUUGAAGAUGCAUAG